GCAGCUGUCGUGCUUGUCCUGUCCCUUGCUGUGGUCGCAGCCGAUGUGGUGCAGCUUCCAUCCGCACACAGCUCGCUCGACCGCACGCCGUUGUACGCCGGGUGCUCAGCACGGAACAGCAGGACCGCUCUACCGGGAUUCUACAGAGAUCUGCUGCUGCAUGCUCCUCGUUGCGGCCGAGCUCGUCGUCAUGGCCGUCACCUGGGCGGAGAUGGUGCACUACCGGCAGAGCACGGACUUUAGGCGUGUGCUGACGCUGUCGUGCGUGCUAUAUGAGAACGGACGGGCCUACUUCGUGUCAACGAUGGUCAUGCACAUGCUCCACCUCGUUUCUCCACUACUCUCGCUUGCGGUCCCGGCGAGCCCGGCACGCGCACCGGACAUGAUGAGCCUUAGCAUCAUCCUCGUCGAGCCGAUUAUCGCGAUCCUUGUAAACCGCUUCCUACUCGCACUCCAAGCUGCCGCCGCGUCCGCAUCCGCGCCCCGCCCCGACGACACGCUCGCAUUGUCUGCAGCUGACUCGGGGCGGGUCUCGGUAGGCCUGCUGCAGCUCGUGCGCGCGGACGUGGACGAGUGGAUACAGUCCGAGGGCGCGCCGCCUGCCGACAGUGUGGAAUCCGAUGAGGUUACUUUGGACGGGGAGCGGGAGGAGGAGUGUGGGGCGGACAUGAGCAUGGUCAUGCAGCGGGUCGGUUGCGCGGUGUAGAGCGUGGAGAGGCCCAGCAGGGGUGCGGGGUCCGAGACAGUUCAUGAUAGUAGAAGGUAAUCCAACAUGUAUUCGAAUCGACG
Messenger RNA from Trametes versicolor FP-101664 SS1, 789 nucleotides. RefSeq lists its product as uncharacterized. The transcript has 7 exons. Lineage: Eukaryota; Fungi; Basidiomycota; Agaricomycetes; Polyporales; Polyporaceae. Bases 44 to 706 code for a protein of 220 amino acids. The record is from RefSeq and is a predicted model, not a curated record.